Tachyglossus aculeatus (Australian echidna) is the source of this 1664-nucleotide messenger RNA. RefSeq names its product choline kinase beta (gene CHKB). Lineage: Eukaryota; Metazoa; Chordata; Mammalia; Monotremata; Tachyglossidae. The annotation marks the transcript as partial. The transcript is spliced from 11 exons. Gene Ontology annotation, molecular function: choline kinase activity; ethanolamine kinase activity. The record is from RefSeq and is a predicted model, not a curated record. Gene Ontology annotation, cellular component: cytoplasm. Gene Ontology annotation, biological process: CDP-choline pathway; phosphatidylethanolamine biosynthetic process.
GCGGCGGCGGCGGCGGCGUUGGGCGGGAGGCCGGCCGGCUCCGAGGGCGGCCCAGAGGGGCGGCGGCGAGCUUCGUCCCUGAGCCGCGAGGCCGAGCUCCGGGCCUUCCGCUGGUGCCGGGAGUUCCUGGGGGGCGCCUGGCGGAGAGUGCGGCCCGAGGAGCUGGGCGUCAGCCCCGUCAGCGGUGGCCUCAGUAACCUGCUGUUCCGCUGCUCCCUCCCCGAGCACCUCCCCAGCGUCGGGGAUGAACCGCGCCAGGUGCUGCUCAGAGUCUACGGGGCCAUUCUGCAGGGCGUGGAUUCCCUGGUCCUGGAAAGCGUGAUGUUCGCCAUCCUGGCGGAGCGGGAGCUGGGCCCGCGGUUGUAUGGCGUGUUCCCUGAGGGGCGACUGGAGCAGUACAUUCCGAGCCGGCGACUGCAGACCCAGGAGCUGAGGGAGCCGGGGGUGUCCAGGGAGAUUGCGGAGAAGAUGGCUCGUUUCCACGGGAUGGAGAUGCCGUUCAACAAGGAGCCCUUGUGGCUGUUUGGGACCAUGGAACGGUACCUGAAGCGGAUCCAGGAUCUGACCCAAGGACCCCCCGCCCAGCGGCCCAGCCUCAACCUGCUGGAAGCUUACCAUCUGGCGGAUGAGAUGCUCAGUCUCAGGCAGCUGUUGGAGUCAACCCCAUCGCCUGUGGUCUUCUGUCACAAUGACGUGCAAGAAGGAAACAUCUUGCUGCUCUCGGGGCGCGACACUAACUCCUCUGACCGACUCAUGCUCAUCGACUUUGAGUACAGCAGCUACAAUUACAGGGGCUUUGACAUUGGGAACCAUUUCUGUGAGUGGGUUUACGACUACAGUCAUGACCAGUGGCCAUUCUACCGCGCCCGGCUCUCUGACUACCCAUCCCGGAGCCAGCAGUUGCACUUUAUCCGUCAUUAUCUGUCAGAGGCAUUGGGGGGCGUGACCCCCUCCCCUGAGGAACAAGAGCGCUUGGAGGAGGAGAUGAUCUUGGAGAUCAACCGAUUUGCUUUAGCCUCACAUUUCUUCUGGGGACUCUGGUCCAUCCUGCAGGCCACCAUGUCCACCAUCGAGUUUGGGUACCUGGAGUAUGCCCAAUCCCGUUUCCAGGCUUACUUCCAGCAGAAGGCGCAGUUGACCUGAGCCUGCCCUACCGGAGGGUUGUUGUGGCCCUGCCAGCCGCAACGCUUGUGCCCCCUCCCAGGCAAGGGACAGGGGAUGGCCCCCGGCACUGGCCUCCCCCUCUCACCUCCCACCCUCCCUCUCCCAGAGUGGACCAAGGCUGGAGCUCUGUAUCCCUUCAGGCUGGGACUGGGGAAGGUCUGAGAACGGGAGUGGAGGAGGGAGGCAGAGAGGGCGAACAGCGGGCUGUGAUGGAUCUGAGCCUGGCGGGGCGGGGGCCACUGACAAGGGACCAAGUUCCAGUAGGACCGGACCAAGGUCCAGUAGGACCAGACCAACUGCUGGAAACUCCUGAAUCUUUACUGGGGCUUCUGUGACCUCUCCAGCCAGUGGCCAAACUGCGAGGAGGGAAGGGUGGAGGGGGACAAGCAGGUUGCAGUUGUUCACCCUACUGGACCCCUGCUUUGUGUGGUCUCUGCCCCCCACCCCCAGCCAUGCUCUGGAGCUGAACCUUACGACCAAUAAAUCUGAAUGUUUCCUGA